Prorocentrum cordatum is the source of this 432-nucleotide messenger RNA. The record is from the annotation of a GenBank genome assembly. NCBI's taxonomy places the organism in Eukaryota, Dinophyceae, Prorocentrales, Prorocentraceae.
AUGGCUGCGGCACGCCUGGCGGCCGCCCUCCUGGCGGCGCUCGUCGGCCUCAACGUGCUCUCUGGGCCGAGCUUCGUGUCGGGCCCGGCCGUCCAGCAGCAGCGCGAGGCAUCUGUGUCCGUGGGCGUCCUGAGAAACAACCAGUUCGAGGACAUGACCGCCUACGACGCGCCCAGGCGCAAGCCGAACUUCAACGGCAUCCGCACGGGCCUGAGCGAUCUGCUGAAGCCCCUCAACAGCGAGUACGGCGUGACCGCCAAGGAGGACAGCCCCGCCACGUACGUCGUGCUGGUGUUUGCGAUCGUGAUGCUGUUCCUCUUCUACACGCUGCUUCUGCUGAUCAACAACCAGUCCGUCCUGCUCCCGCCGGAGGACGAGUUCGACGAAUAUGUUGCAAACUUCCUCCCGUAUUUCUUCUUCGGCGAGAGGUAA